AUGGCAGAAAAGGCUUGUAUAAAACGUCUUCAAAAGGAAUAUAGAGCACUUUGCAAGGAACCAGUCUCCCAUGUUGUUGCUCGUCCUUCCCCAAAUGACAUUCUCGAGUGGCAUUAUGUGCUGGAAGGAAGUGAGGGAACACCUUUUGCUGGUGGAUUUUACUAUGGAAAGAUUAAGUUCCCUCCGGAGUAUCCUUACAAGCCACCUGGAAUUACAAUGACAACACCAAAUGGUCGAUUCAUUACACAAAAGAAGAUCUGUUUGUCUAUGAGUGAUUUUCAUCCAGAAAGCUGGAAUCCAAUGUGGUCUGUGUCAAGCAUACUUACAGGGCUUCUCUCGUUUAUGAUGGAUACUAGUCCGACAACCGGAAGUGUGAACACCACUGUAGCCGAGAAACAACGGUUGGCUAAGUCAUCUCUCGCUUUCAACUGUAAAACCCCAGCAUUCAGAAAGCUGUUUCCAGAGUAUGUAGAGAAGUACAACCAGCAGCAACUAGCUGAGCAAACGCAGCAGACCGCACCAGAGUCUCCUCAAGAGAGCAAUACCAAAGCAGAGUCAGAGAAAACAGUCGACACAACAAAGGAGGACUCAGAUGGUGGCAUGAAGGAGAGGAGGAAGAACAAGAAGCAGGGAUUGCCAGCGUGGAUUAUACUGCUGCUAGUGUCGGUUUUCGGGGUUGUAAUGGCGCUACCUCUGCUUCAACUUUGAUUUUCUAUGUAACAAAAAACAUAGAAAUGGAUGUUGACUCUUCGGAUAAAAUCUCUCUUCUCUCCCCUCUCCCCUCAGUAUCAAGAGUAGUCUUCUAUUGUCUAGUGCUCUUCUUCUGUUUGAAUUUACUCAAUUUAGCCCCCUUCUCGUGGUUUGUGUUUUUAAAGGCCAUAUAUAACAUAAGUUUGGAACUAAUUUGUAUAGUAUAUGGUUGGUUUGCAUUUGAUAAAUAGAACCUUAUGGUUUUCAUGUGUACCUAGUGCUUAUCCAACUUUUUUCUUCCAAAGAGCUCAUGUGUGUGUGGAUCCAUCAAUCAAAUAUCUUC
Molecule: messenger RNA, 1033 nt
Organism: Eruca vesicaria subsp. sativa (arugula)
Lineage: Eukaryota; Viridiplantae; Streptophyta; Magnoliopsida; Brassicales; Brassicaceae
Source: the annotation of a GenBank genome assembly